UCUAAAAGAACCCGCCCCCUGUUCAGUUUCUCGUUGCCCAUUGGUCCUCAACCCCGCUCUUCGAAUAAACCCGGAAGACAACAAAUACUUCGGAGCUUCUUUGAGUCGAUGGCGUCCCCAAGCAGUCAGUCUCUGCUGGGCUUCAGGCGGCUUUCCGUCUACCUGGUGGACUGUCUGAAGACUCCGGCAGACCUGAGACCUCAAAACAGCCCUUCAGACUUUGUGGUGACAUCAGAGCAACAUGAUGCUGCGGAUGAGGAGGAAGCGGAGUCCGCAGGUGGAGAUGAAAACAAGACAGAGAAGAACCAGCAGGAAGGUGAAACCAAAACCCGGAAUCACCACUGUGAGCAAUGUGGGAAAUCCUUCGUGAGGAGGAGCAACGUCAUCAGACACCAGCGGCAUCACUGCAGCCGGAGCCAACAGGAGUCUGGAUCAGAACCGACAGAGCCGAAGACUCGUUCAUGCAACAAGUGUAGCCGGACGUUCCGGACGAAACACCGCUUAAGACUGCAUGUCUGCAUCCAUAUGGAGAACAGGGAGAAUCAGGAGGGAACCGAAAAAUCAGAAGAGGCUCCACGAGAGAGAAGUCAUGCCUGCGAGCACUGCGAUAAAAAAUUCUACUUGUUGCACACCCUCCGACAGCACCUCCUCACCCAUACGGGGGAGAGAGCGUACAGCUGCGAGGUGUGUGGGAGGCAGUUUGGGAGACCUGGCAGUCUGAAGGAGCACCAGCUGAUCCACACUGGGGAGAAACCAUAUAAAUGUGACCACUGUGGCAAAACCUGUGCUAGGAGGGGAGACCUGAAGACACACAUGCUGAGUCACUCUAAAGAGAGACCACACAGCUGCAGCCACUGUGAGAAAAGCUUCAAGCACCAAGCCAAACUCAAGCAGCACGAGCGUGUCCACACGGGGGAGAAACCGUAUCAGUGCAAGUUCUGUCCGAAGACGUUUAGAGUCCAGAUGUCUCUGGUGACACACCAGUACACCCACUCAGGAGAGAAACCCUUCAAAUGCUCCCAGUGCCCCAAGGCCUUCAGCAUGAGGACCAACUUAAAGAAGCACCAGAUGAUACACACCGGAGAGAAACCAUACAGCUGCUCACACUGCGGCAAGAGCUUCCGACUCGUGCAGCACCGUGCCAUCCACGAGAGCAUCCACACGGGGGAGAAACCAUACAAGUGCAACAAGUGUGAGAAAGGCUACUCGCAUCCAUCGGGGCUGAAGGCGCACCAGUCUGCUCAUGAGGAGAAACCGCCGCACUGCUCCCUGUGUGGGCAGAAGUUUGAUGAGCUCGCCAAGCUGACCGAUCAUGAGUGCCGAGAGACGGCGGAGAAACCGCAUCGCUGCUCCCAGUGCGGCAAGUGCUUUACCCAGAUUGCAACUUUGAAGAGGCACCAGCUGAUCCACACUGGAGAGAAACCCUACGUCUGUAAGGAGUGCGGGAAGCAGUUCAACGACAUGAGUAACCUCACAAAGCACCUGCGCAUCCACACCGGAGAGAAGCCGUUUGAGUGUGAACUCUGUAAGAGAGGCUUCAGGCUGCUGCAGCACCUCACGUACCACCGGCUCACACACAACAAGAAGGAUUAGAAACUCUGGUUCUGGUUCUGAGACUUUUUAUGUGGAAGUGGAAGUGGAGCUGGUUACAAGGAGGCCUCCUCUGUCAUCAUGUUAUGUUAACUAUUUCAGUUAUAUUGAACGAGAUGAAAAGUAAUUCGUUCACACAGUUCAUCUCCUCCAUCUCAUCUUGUGACAUGCAAGUGCCUUUAAUUCACGUAUUAUUGCCGUUUACUAAUGAAGUUUAUGUAAUGUUACCUUAUUUGGAGAGUCCAUUAAAGUUGACUUACGAUGUUCAAUC
Messenger RNA from Acanthopagrus latus (yellowfin seabream), 1861 nucleotides. Its product is annotated as zinc finger protein OZF-like. Bases 109 to 1593 code for a protein of 494 amino acids. The record is from RefSeq and is a predicted model, not a curated record. Gene Ontology annotation, biological process: regulation of immune system process; regulation of cytokine production; negative regulation of transcription by RNA polymerase II. NCBI's taxonomy places the organism in Eukaryota, Metazoa, Chordata, Actinopteri, Spariformes, Sparidae. The transcript has 3 exons.